Leptidea sinapis is the source of this 1109-nucleotide messenger RNA. It is a transcript of the gene ebi, whose product is annotated as F-box-like/WD repeat-containing protein TBL1X. NCBI's taxonomy places the organism in Eukaryota, Metazoa, Arthropoda, Insecta, Lepidoptera, Pieridae. The record is from RefSeq and is a predicted model, not a curated record. Gene Ontology annotation, cellular component: histone deacetylase complex. Gene Ontology annotation, biological process: regulation of transcription by RNA polymerase II. Gene Ontology annotation, molecular function: transcription corepressor activity; protein binding.
UCAGCUACGCUAGUACCUACCUAAUUAAACUUCAAAGAAAAUUUUUACUCUAACAAGAUACGAAUUCAGAUUUUUGAUGGAUUACAUUUCCAAUGUAAAAAAAAAUAAUAAAUUAAAAACUACACUACUUCGUUGAUUCUGAUCAUAAUUCAUAGUUUUAUUUGGGACGUCUAAUUUGAGACAAUUAUUAAUGUACAAUGAGUUUUUCAAUAGAUGAAGUCAACUUCUUAGUAUAUCGAUACUUACAAGAAUCAGGUUUUCAUCAUUCAGCGUACACGUUUGGUAUUGAGUCUCACAUAUCACAGAGCAAUAUAAACGGUGCUCUUGUACCGCCGGCUGCACUUCUCAACAUACUUCAAAAAGGCUUGCAGUACACCGAAGCCGAAAUAACUAUAGGAGAAGAUGGAACAGAGACAAGACUUACAGAAAGUUUAAGCCUAAUUGAUGCUGUAACACCUGAUAUUGUAGCAGCUAGACAAAAUGCUCAUAAUGCACAAAAGCAAGCUAAUAAAGAGACUACUGGAUCGGGGAGUGAACAAAAUGGUGUUGAGCAGACCACCACAUGCAGUGCACCAUCAACAACAGGUGGUGCUGCAACACCAAAUGCUCCUGAACCAUUGGAAGUAGAUCAAUCCAUUGAGAUACCACCUACCAAGGCAACAGUUCUUAGAGGGCAUGAAUCUGAAGUUUUUAUUUGUGCAUGGAAUCCCAGCACAGAUUUAUUAGCUAGCGGCUCCGGUGAUAGUACUGCAAGAAUAUGGGAUAUGUCUGAUAAUCCAACAACAGCACCCACUCAAUUAGUGUUGAGACACUGCAUUCAAAGAGGAGGAGCGGAGGUCCCUAGUAAUAAGGAUGUUACAUCGCUUGACUGGAAUUGUGAUGGAAAUCUCUUAGCAACUGGGUCAUAUGAUGGCUAUGCUCGUAUUUGGACUACAGAUGGCAAACUUGCCUCUACAUUAGGGCAACAUAAAGGACCAAUCUUUGCACUAAAGUGGAAUAAGCGAGGAAAUUACAUACUAAGUGCUGGGGUUGAUAAGACAACUAUUAUUUGGGAUGCUGCAUCAGCAAUGCACACAACAAUUUUCAUUCCACAACGCCCCAGCACUUGA